Molecule: messenger RNA, 1932 nt
Organism: Miniopterus natalensis
Lineage: Eukaryota; Metazoa; Chordata; Mammalia; Chiroptera; Miniopteridae
Source: RefSeq, a predicted model, not a curated record
AUGGUCCAGAAGACCAGCAUGUCCCGGGGCCCUUACCCACCCUCCCAGGAGAUUCCCAUGGAGGUCUUCGACCCCAGCCCGCAGGGCAAAUACAGCAAGAGGAAAGGGCGGUUCAAAAGGUCGGAUGGAAGCACAUCCUCGGAUACAACGUCCAACAGCUUUGUGCGCCAGGGCUCAGCAGAGUCCUACACCAGCCGUCCAUCGGACUCUGACGUGUCUCUGGAAGAGGACCGGGAAGCCUUAAGGAAGGAAGCAGAGCGCCAGGCAUUAGCCCAGCUUGAGAAAGCCAAGACCAAGCCGGUGGCAUUUGCUGUUCGGACAAAUGUCGGCUACAACCCGUCUCCAGGGGAUGAGGUGCCUGUGCAGGGAGUGGCCAUCACCUUCGAGCCCAAGGACUUCCUGCACAUCAAAGAGAAAUACAAUAAUGACUGGUGGAUCGGGCGACUGGUGAAGGAGGGCUGUGAGGUUGGCUUCAUCCCUAGCCCUGUCAAACUGGACAGCCUGCGUCUGCUGCAGGAGCAGAAACUGCGUCAGAACCGCCUCAGCUCCAGCAAAUCAGGUGACAAUUCCAGCUCCAGUCUGGGAGAUGUGGUGACUGGCACCCGCCGCCCCACGCCCCCUGCCAGUGGUAACGAAAUGACUAACUUAGCCUUUGAACUAGAUCCCCUAGAGUUAGAGGACGAGGAGGCGGAGCUUGGGGAGCAUGGCGGCUCUGCCAAGACUAGUGUUAGCAGUGUCACCACCCCGCCACCCCAUGGCAAGCGCAUCCCCUUCUUCAAGAAGACAGAGCAUGUACCCCCCUAUGACGUGGUGCCUUCCAUGAGGCCCAUCAUCCUGGUGGGACCGUCGCUCAAGGGCUAUGAGGUUACGGACAUGAUGCAGAAAGCUUUGUUCGACUUCUUAAAGCAUCGGUUUGACGGCAGGAUCUCCAUCACUCGUGUGACAGCAGACAUUUCCCUGGCUAAGCGCUCAGUCCUCAACAACCCCAGCAAACACAUCAUCAUUGAGCGCUCCAACACACGCUCCAGCCUGGCUGAGGUUCAGAGCGAGAUUGAGCGAAUCUUCGAGCUGGCCCGGACCCUUCAGUUGGUUGCUCUGGACGCCGACACCAUCAACCACCCGGCCCAGCUCUCCAAGACCUCACUGGCCCCCAUCAUUGUUUACAUCAAGAUCACCUCUCCCAAGGUACUUCAGAGGCUCAUCAAGUCUCGAGGGAAGUCUCAGUCCAAACACCUCAAUGUGCAAAUAGCGGCCUCGGAGAAGCUGGCGCAGUGUCCUCCUGAAAUGUUUGACAUCAUCCUGGACGAGAACCAGUUGGAGGAUGCCUGCGAGCACUUGGCUGAAUACUUGGAAGCCUAUUGGAAGGCCACACACCCGCCCAGCAGCACUCCACCUAACCCACUGCUGAACCGCACCAUGGCUAGUGCAGCCCUGGCUGCCAGCCCUGCCCCUGUCUCCAACCUCCAGGGACCCUACCUUGCUUCCGGGGACCAGUCGCUGGAACGGGCCACCGGGGAGCACGCCAGUGUGCAGGAGUACCCGGGGGAGCUGGGCCAACCCCCAGGCCUUUACCCCAGCAGCCACCCACCAGGCCGGGUUGGCACCGUGCGGGCACUAUCCCGCCAAGACACGUUUGAUGCCGACACCUCUGGCAACCGCAAUUCUGCCUACACGGAGCUGGGAGAUUCAUGUGUGGACAUGGAGACUGACCCCUCGGAGGGGCCAGGGCUUGGAGACCCUGCCGGGGGCAGCACCCCACCAGCUCGUCAGGGAUCCUGGGAAGAUGAGGAAGAAGACUAUGAAGAGGAGCUGACUGACAACCGGAAUCGGGGCCGGAAUAAGGCCCGCUACUGUGCGGAGGGCGGGGGACCAGUGCUGGGACGCAACAAGAACGAGCUGGAGGGCUGGGGACGCGGUGUUUACAUCCGCUGA